AUGAGUGCCUGUGAUUCAAUACGUCUGGCCCUGAGAUCAGCUGAAAUCCAUAGAAUUCCAACUGUUUUAUCGAAGGCCAUAAAGCAGGGAUUCACGGAUAAUGAUCUCCUACAUGAAUAUGCCCAAAUUGUCAAUAUAAAACUGCAUGAAUACACAUUUCCCCAACUAACGUCAAUACUUAAAUCGUUUUCAAUACCACCUUAUAAGAAUUUUAAAUUUUUUAGUCAACUGUGCGAAAGGAUCCUACACCAAGCAAAGGCUCCCAAUUUUAAUCCUUCAUCCAAAGACGUUUCGGACUUUAUCAUUUCUUGUGGAAGAUUGUACUAUAGCGACAGAUAUUUGAUUGCCCAAUUAUCAGGGCAUAUAGCCCCUAACAUCGAGUCUUAUCGUCCUAAGGAUUUGGCCAACAUUUAUCACUCCCUCGCUAAAUUGAGGAUUCAUGAUCUGGAACUGUUCAAAAUUAUAUCAAACUCCCUAACACAUUAUUUAUACACUUUAACUCCCAUCUGUUUGGUCAAUCUGCUAGUCUCCUAUGCAAGAACCAAUUUGGACGAUAGAGAAGCAAUAUAUGCACUAAUUGAUGAGUUAGAUAUGAGAUUGGAUGAAAUGACUGCAAUGGAUCUAGUUCGAGUGACAAUGGCAAUAUCUUGCUUAGAACUCAAUAAAGACGGCAAGUAUGCUAAAGUUGAAGUGUGCAUUGGCAAUUUGCUUAAAAAACUAUACGAUACUUGCUGGCCUUUGGGAUAUAUCCAACAUCUAGUGCUGCUAGAGUCACUAAUACGCUUAAAAACAUUCGAUAGCAAAUUGGUUUAUGGCAAAAUACUACCUGCAUUGCUAACAAAACGGUCAAUUGUGGAAAAUAAUCUAUCCUUCUCAGAAAAUGUGAGAACUAUCGAAUGUAUUGCAUGUCUACCAAGUGUAAAUGAGACUUGUGUCAAAUUACUCGGAUUGAGUGUUAAAAGGAUUCCCAAAUUGAUUAAAGCCGAUGGUAAUUUGAUAGCAAGAUUAUUGGCAGCGUUAAACAGUCUAAAUUAUGAAUCGAAAGAAAUUGAAAGUAUAAUUUUUGAUAUUGCAACACCCAGAUUUUUGGAAUCAUUAGAUGAAAAUUAUCGCAGAACAAUACGAAAUGUUCUUAAUAAGAUUAAAAAUGCGGAACCCGCUAGACAAGAUAGUUAA
This is a messenger RNA of Babesia microti strain RI, 1176 nucleotides long. Its product is annotated as conserved Plasmodium protein, unknown function. The transcript has 9 exons. Bases 1 to 1176 code for a protein of 391 amino acids. Lineage: Eukaryota; Apicomplexa; Aconoidasida; Piroplasmida; Babesiidae. The record is from RefSeq and is a predicted model, not a curated record.